AUGUCGGCUGCCACCAUGAACGGCGGCGAUGUCGCCAGCAAGACCAACUCCUCCACCCCGACCACUGCCUCCAAGCAGCAGUUGAAGAGCACCUCCUCCACCAACAAAUCUCUCGACGCUUCGCGCAAGCAAUCCGGCAGCCCCGUUGAUGGCCAGAACAAGAAGCAGCAGCCACCCAAGGCCUGGCAGGGCCCCAACCCCAUCACCCAACGGGCCUCCAAUAACCUCCCCAACGGCAACGAGAAGCCUCUCCCAAAGCUCCCUCCACAAUCGCAGUCUCAGCAAGCAAAGGCCUCCACCGACCUCCACGCCGAUAAGCACGCACACGACCGAACACUAUACCUCUUCUCACAUUUCAUCGGCAAAGAUGUUACCCUUGCACUCAAGAAUGGCGAGCAAUUCGCCGGUGUCUUCAGUGGAGCCUCGCUCGAGACGAGCAAGCCGCAAUACGUGAUCAAGAUGGCACGAAGAACAAGCACGCCGCAACAGCAAACAAAUGGCACGAACGAUAGCAACGAAUAUAUCGGAGAAGGAGAAGACCAUGUGAUGAGCUUCGAUAUCCAAGAUACAAUCGAUUUGGCUGUGCAGGAUGUUAGCACGACUGCCGCGACACCCCACCAAAAUGGCUCGAUCGAGGCUUCGUUCCUCACAGACACGCAAAUUUCCAGCCGAGACCCAACGAUGCCACGCGAGCGUGACCUCCAACGCUGGGAGCCAGGUCCGGAUACGGAGAUUGACAUGUCGCUGGAGGCCUCCGGCGACACAACUUGGGACCAGUUCGCUGUCAAUGAGCACAUGUACGGUGUGCAAUCCACCUACGACGAAGACAUCUACACCACGACCAUCGAUCGCAGCAGAGCCGACUACAAGAAGCUGGAAGCCAAGGCAGAUCGCAUUGCCCGUGAGAUCGAAGGUUCGGCACCUUCAAAUGAACAUGUCGCAGAGGAAAGGCGGAAAGACGCGCAUCGUGACGAUGCUGGCGAUGAGGAAGAGAAGUACUCUGGGGUGAGGCGUGAGUCCAGUCUCCCGAAGCGGGCGGCUGGUGCAUAUGUCCCGCCAUCACAGCGACCGAUUACCGGCACACCAACCGUACCCGGCGCUCCAUUCGAUCCCGCCAUCAUCUCCAGCUCGAUCGCUAAGCCAGCGAUUGCAUCCGCUGAGACAUCGGGACCGUCUGCUCCACCAGCAACUGCGGAUGUCACUACCGAAGGCAACGCUGCAGCUGCCGUGACGCAACCUCCGAAGAAGAGAGAGAACACCACGGAGGAUCGAGUCAGAGAUACCGCAGAUGCUUUCAAGCACUUUGCCAACACCGAGAAGCUGCGGCUUAGGCAAGCCGCAGAGGCUAAGCGCGCAAAUCAGCGCCAGGAGAAGAACGUCAAGCUCAACGAUUUGAAGAAGUUCGCUGCCAACUUCAAGCUGAAGAGUCGCGUGCCCGACGAUCUUGUUCCUAUCCUGGCUAAGGACCGCGAGAAGCAACUCGAGAUCCAAGCCAAGGCUGAUCAAGCCGCAAAGGAGGAAGAGGUCACCAAGACCAAGGACAAGGUGACCGAUAAAGCAGCAAGCGCUGUUUCACCUGCUACCUCCGUCGCUACAGCCCAACCUGGAGCUGCAUCGGCCGUCGAGCAACGUACACCAUUCAAUCAGCACCGCGCACGCGUAUCGCAACAGGUUCGUCAACAGCUUCCUGGCCAAGGGGCAUCUCCUCGCGCACCUUUGAGCCAGCGCAUCCAGGGCAACCAAUUCUUCAAUAACAGGCAGGGCGCACCACAGCCUCUGCCUGCCGAUCUGCGCAUCCCACCUCCUGCACCACUUGCCUCGGCGGACAUGCCGAUGAGCCCAAGUUCUGCGACACGAUUGAACGUCAACGCAAAGGCGUUCGAAUUCCGUCCCGGCGCUUCAGCGUUCACGCCAACUGGCACUUCUCCAAGCCCGCAACGAACUGGUAGUGCCGCCGCGUCGCCAUCCGAUAGCUCGUCCCCGUUCUUCGCGAAGAAGUCGAAAGCAACCAAGGGCCCUAAGCCAUGCUUCAGCGCGGUCAGGAGAAUGAAACAAGCCGAGUACACCGAACAGGAGAAGAAGAAGUUCGCCUCGAACGGUGGCUUGCCGCAGGCCUACAACACUCUUCCAACGUGGCCCACUUCCAAAGCCAACGAGAACAAGAUGUUCCGAGAGACCUUUCCUCAAGGACAAGCUCCCAGUCAUGGCCCUUCGCCGAUGCAGACGCCAAACCCUAACGGUCAGAUGCCACACGCCCAUCAAUUGCCGCCUCAUAUGCAGGGAGGACCCAACAUGUCCGCACCGGCUCCACGACCGCAGUACUACCCUCAGCCAGGCCACGGCCACGGACCUUCGUUCGACCCACGAAUGCAGCCCUCCUUUGGUCCAAACGCUUCUGUACAGAACUCGCCGCGCGCUCAGCAGAUUCCUGUGGCUCCAUUCAAUGGACAGAUGCCGCCGAUGCCAGUCCAGCAGUACCCCGGCCAGCCUGUGCCUGGAUAUGGAAUGAGCCCUUCGAUGCAAUACAGACAGCCAUCGAUGCAAGGUGGUCCACCAAUGAUGAUGCCCGGUCAGAUGGGCGGACAGAUGGGUCCAAUGCAACCGGGAUACCCUCCAAAUCCCCAAUUUCGUGGACCCCAGAUGGGCGGACACAUGAUGGUACAGCAACCAUCGCAAGGCUACGUGAACGGACCAAUGCCACAGCAAGGGUACUCGCCGAUGCCACCUCACGCCCAACCGCACAUGCCUCACAUGCAGCAACAUGGCGGCCCAGCUGGCUACUCUGGAAGCCCUCGCCCAACUAUGAUGCAGCACACCGGCUCUCACCAGGGCUUCCAGCCGGGCAUGCCGAUGCAACCGCAUUUUGUCCCUUCGCCGGGUCAACCUCACCCAUAUCACCUGCAGCAACACCGUGCGAUGUCGGGAGGCUAUCCACAGAUGACUCCCCGCCAGCAGAACGCUGUCCCGAACCACUCAAGCCCAGGAAUGGGCGGAGUUGCAACGCAAGGUGACGAAGGCAAAUGA
Messenger RNA from Zasmidium cellare ATCC 36951, 3024 nucleotides. RefSeq lists its product as uncharacterized. Gene Ontology annotation, biological process: cytoplasmic stress granule assembly. The transcript is spliced from 5 exons. Gene Ontology annotation, molecular function: RNA binding. The record is from RefSeq and is a predicted model, not a curated record. Lineage: Eukaryota; Fungi; Ascomycota; Dothideomycetes; Mycosphaerellales; Mycosphaerellaceae. Gene Ontology annotation, cellular component: cytoplasmic stress granule. Bases 1 to 3024 code for a protein of 1007 amino acids.